This is a messenger RNA of Osmia bicornis bicornis, 1093 nucleotides long. RefSeq names its product putative nuclease HARBI1. NCBI's taxonomy places the organism in Eukaryota, Metazoa, Arthropoda, Insecta, Hymenoptera, Megachilidae. The annotation marks the transcript as partial. The transcript has 2 exons. The record is from RefSeq and is a predicted model, not a curated record.
AUUGGCGCUAUAGACGGAACGUACAUUAAAAUUGAAGUACCUAAAGAAAAUUCUAAAGAUUAUAUAAAUCGAAAAGGAUACCAUUCCAUUCAACUUCAGGUGGUGUGUAAUCACAGGGCAAUGAUUACUCAUUGUUAUGUGGGUUCUCCAGGAUCAGUUCAUGACCAGAGAGUCUUCAGACAAUUGGAAGUUGCUGAAUAUUUAAAUGAUGGCAGUAAAUUUCCUUUUGAUAAUCAUUUAGUUGGAGAUUCUGCGUAUGAAUUACAUCAACAUCUCUUGGUUCCAUUUAAAGAUAACGGACAUUCAACCGCUGCACAAAAAAAUGUCAAUUUCCGUCAAUCGUCUGCAAGAGUUGUUGUUGAAAGAUGCUUCGCACUAUUAAAAGGCCGUGUGCCGUAUGCGUAGUUUAUUAUAUUGCUUGCCUAUGUCUCGAAUCGAUCUACUGGCUAUAAAAGAAAUAUUAUUAUGAAUACUUUCUAAAGACAUUAUAUUCAUGAUUACAAAAUACUUACAAAAUCCUUGAAUUUAUAACUUAAAUAUAAAAUAGUAAUAAUAUUUCUAAGAAGUAGGUAUAAAUCAUUUUUAGUAAUUUAAAUAAUUUAGCAUUAAGUUUUUGUAUUUAAGUAUAUUUUCUUAUUAUUAUACACAGUAAAAACAAUAUAUACAUUAUUUCAUAUAUUAUACAAUAUUAUAAUUCAUUUAUGCAUCGAUAAAUAACCUUAGAUGUUUUCCAUGCGGAGAUAUGAUGUCUGUAUCAAUGACCCCCAACUUCCCCUAUAUAAUAAUACAAUAUAAUCAUAAAGUUGAUCAGGUAAGAUUAUUCCAAACUUCAAAAUGUUGGCAGGUACGUCGAUCGUUGCCAGAUUUGGCAUUGUGAUCUUUUAUUGAUUUAUACGUUUAUUUUAAACUUAUUAAUUUUGAAGCACAUGUAGAGUUUUCCAUCACUAAAUUUCUUUUCCAUUUCUUGAUACUAUCCCCUCGGAUUCGAUAGGAACUGAUGGCACUCACACCCAACAAAUAGAGUCCAAACGAAGGAUUGGAUGCGGGGAAGAGUCAAUAUGGUAUCGUACUGACCUGUCAAAGUACACCAAGU